AUGAUAAAUAUAAAAAUUAUAAAUUUAACAUCCAAGCACAACCAAUUACCAUCAUUCGAUAAUAAAAUAAAUGCCCGGCGUAAAAAAAAAAAUAAAUGCCCGAGAUUGGCUAAUAUUUUAAAUCUCAUUCAAAUUGAAAAAAGAGUAAAAUUUAAAAAUUUAAAAGAAAAUAAUAAAAAUAACCCUUUUCAAGCUUUUGUUAAUCAAAUUCAAAUUUUAACUUGUUAUUCUCAAUUUUUUUUUUUUUCCACUAUGAUAAUAUCAGAAUCAAUCCAAUCAUCUCAAAUUAAUAAUAUUCUGUUUUAA
Molecule: messenger RNA, 306 nt
Organism: Dictyostelium discoideum AX4
Lineage: Eukaryota; Evosea; Eumycetozoa; Dictyosteliales; Dictyosteliaceae
Exons: 6
Coding region: 1-306 (101 amino acids)
Source: RefSeq, a predicted model, not a curated record